Molecule: messenger RNA, 3495 nt
Organism: Ooceraea biroi (clonal raider ant)
Lineage: Eukaryota; Metazoa; Arthropoda; Insecta; Hymenoptera; Formicidae
Product: M-phase inducer phosphatase
Biological process (GO): positive regulation of G2/M transition of mitotic cell cycle; positive regulation of G2/MI transition of meiotic cell cycle; protein dephosphorylation
Cellular component (GO): cytoplasm; nucleus
Molecular function (GO): protein tyrosine phosphatase activity
Source: RefSeq, a predicted model, not a curated record
ACGGUCGAGUCUCGUAUCUCGGAGUAUCAGUAUGCUCCGUACUCUCGGAGUUGUCGCAAAUACGGGUGGCGCGUCUUAACCGUCGUGCGUCGUGUUACUGUCGCCCAACUUUCUUUGGGACUUGUCGGUUUCGCGCGAGCCAAAUUCGGCAAUCGGCGCCGACAAAUGUUACGUCAAGCCUGUAUCGCAUCACGAUCGACUGAUCGGGAUACUUGUCAUUGAACGUAUUCUUUUAUCGGAUAUUCAGUGAGAAAUCACUGAAAGAUCGUUGUCACGAUUUCUUGCAAGAGAAGUUAACGUCGCGCUCACGCUCGAACAUCAAUUCGAGACACCGCGUUUCAUUUGCCACGGCCUGGCUCGCCGACAUGAGUUGGAACCGAUCAGACUAAAUCAGAUCCGAUCUCCGUUGCCACAUUCGCCUAGAAUACAUCAUCGAUGAACAUCGACGAGAUGCAGGAUCAAUCUCCCAGAAGAUUUGGCCAAGGAUCGAUCGAGGUCGAGGCAUCGCCGAUGUCCAACAUCGUCAAUGAUUUGGGCAGAUCGUCAUUGAGUCCUAGCGGUGCGAAGAAACGUCAUCCUCAGGCUUUUCGAGAUGUCUUUGGCACCUCUCAUCGCACGAACAACCAGAGAAACGAGGGAUUCUUUCAGAGUGUCAGAGUGAAAAACAGAUGUCCAUCCACGAGGACGAACGCUGAUCUAAUACUCGGUCUUGAUCUCGAACAAAACCCGGAUGGAUUAUCAAAGCGCGACGAGAAAUGCGACAAAGAGAACGACAACACCGCCAACCUCUCGUACAAUUCCAGUUCACAGAAGGUACGUUGUAAAAAAGCACGCUGUCCCCUGCAAGAGUGCGAACUCAACAAACAGAUGAGCGACUAUGAAAUCGAGCUCGUCGACGACAAGGAGGAAACGCGACGCGGUGCCGCGGUAUCGCGGUGCAUGUCCAUGGACUCGCGAUACAUCGACAGUCCGGUGGAAUCUCCACAAUCGAUGGUCUCGAACUCGCGGGAUUCCCUGUUGCAUCUGGAAGCUACGAGAUCGGCCAUCCUACGCAGACUGUCGUCGGGAUACGAGAGCAUGGACGACGGCCUGAUGAACGAGCUCAUCGAUAUGGAGACGAUGGACGAUGAGACGCAGCUACCGAGCGACAUCUCAAAGUUGUUAUCCGGCGAUAUCGUCGCACCCGAAGCAUCGGUGGAAUGCGACGUCUCGACCACUCCCGAGUUCUCCCGUUCGAAGGUUUCGGCCAAGGUCAGCUGGUUAUCAAAUAGGUGUCUGCAGAACCAGCUACACAAACGGGAAGCGACCAUCGUCUCGCCACCGUUGUCCAAGAUCCGCACCUGUCUGUUUCGUUCGCCCACGACGACCUGUUCGUCGAAACUCGGCUACGAUGAGAGAGCUCAGGGAAGAACGUACUGCAUCGAGGGAGAUUCACCGUUGUCCACCAGAUCCUGCAAACGGCCAUCGGAGGAACUGUCGACGGACGAGAUCGCGAUACUGAAGAAGUCGCGCAAGUCAAACAGCUUCUGCAUUAACGCGAUACCCGAGUUGGUCAGCAGCCCGCGUCCACUGGCGCACCCGAAAUUUCAGAGAAGCCUGUCCGAGAACGAGGCGCACAUCAAAUGGGCGGUUCACCGCAGCAUCACCGAUUCCGAUCUGAUUGGUGAUUUUAGUAAACCGUGCGUGCUGCCACUCACGGAUAGCAAUCACGCGGACCUGAAAUGCAUAACGACCGACACGCUCGCUGCGCUGUUGCGCGGCGAGUUUGCCGACCGCGUCGGUUCCUACAAAAUCGUCGACUGUCGCUAUCCGUACGAGUACGACGCGGGACACAUCGAGGCAGCACUGAAUCUCUACAACAAAGAUCUCGUCGAGCGGAUCCUACUCGAGCCCCUGGACGCGACGGUUCCCGAGAUCCAGUCCGACAUCAACAAGCGUCACGUACUCGUGUUCCACUGCGAGUUCUCCUGGGAACGCGGGCCGAAUCUCUCGCGAUUCUUGCGCAGCUUGGAUCGCCAACGUAACAAGGAGCAAUAUCCGGCACUCUAUUAUCCCGAAAUUUAUUUGUUGCACGGCGGCUACGAGAAAUUCUACAGGGAACAGAGGGAAUUCUGCUCGCCACAGGAAUAUAAACCGAUGAGACAUCCCGACCAUACGGAGGAGUGCAAACACUUUCGCAGCAAGAGCAAGAGUUGGCAAGGAGACAAAUCCAAAGGGAAUUCCACUCAGACGGGACGACAAAAUCUCAAGCGUUUAGGUUUUUAGACGCACCUCUCUUAGUCGGUACGAACCUGUGCCUGUGCGCGCAUCUCUGUGUCUUCACAUCAUAUCGUGUACAAUUCGUCGCUCCCACUGUUCGCUAAUCGUUUAAACGUUGAACGUUCACAAACGGUCGGGAUGCGUAACACGCCUAGCGCGUGACUCAAAGUGCAAACGGCGCGCAGAGAGUUUAGCUUUCUUCAUUAUUAUACUUCAUUCGUACACUCUCGAUUGAUUUUUCGCUCUUUACGCGCUACUCGCUAUGACUGACUCGAACGCUUCUCCCGCGAGUAUUUUGUACAUGGUGUAAAUUUUAUUUUAAUGCGCCGAUCGAUGCGGAUUAUAUGAAGAAGAAAUUAAUUCCAAACAACUUGAUGUCGAUAUUGAAGUCAAUCGGAAUCGAUAUAUUUUUCAUAGUCAACACGGGCGCUACGAUGACGUCUCACCGCACCGUGGCCUCUCCGCUACGCGUGUCUCGUAUCGAAAUUAAAUUUUGUACAUAAAAAAUUAUAUAUCAGAUACACGCAUCGUAUAAUUUCUAUAAUUAAGUUGGUCAAUCAAACAUUGCAAUAUCACACACGCGUGUCCUGUCCCGAGCUGUCUCAGCUGAGCAGACGGGCUAAUUAAUCGGGGUACAAUGUACUACUGCGUAAAUAUACUGCGGAUUUUUUCUUUCUUCAGAUGUUUAUGCGAUACCUCGGGCGGCCAUUCCGUUAUGUACAUACGAUACAUGCCGAGACAUUUGUCUCGGCUACGUCGAUUUCAAUCGUGCGGUAUUGCUUUGUCAACUCCUUUAAAGCAAAUGCUUAAGAUCGACGCUGUGAAUAGCAUAGAAUGUAUUCGUCGUUGCAAUUCGAUUCAAAUGUAUUAUUAUUAAUAUACACGCGAAAAAUAUUGAAUCCCUAAGUACUCGCAUACUCGGAUCGACCUUAAAUCAUUUUUCAUUCAUUUGUUUUAUAAAGAGUUAUAAAAGAAGCCAAUUUCACGCAGUUCAGCGCAGUAAAACAACAUCUGUGUGUUUUCGAGACUUGAAAGAAAAGAAAUUGUUAUCGCACGAGUACUUAUGGAUUAAUCGAUAAUUAUUAUUUCUAUUAGCCAGAUUUAUCGAGUAGGAGUGACGCAAAUAUUAUUAAAUAUGUGCAAAUUUUUUGUUGUUACAUUGUAAAAAUUAUUUCCACGUUACAUAGAUAAAUAUAUACGCCACGCAAUACGCAAUAUAAAUACGAUGUAUUUUCC